Messenger RNA from Phytophthora nicotianae INRA-310, 690 nucleotides. RefSeq lists its product as hypothetical. The transcript has a single exon. Lineage: Eukaryota; Oomycota; Peronosporomycetes; Peronosporales; Peronosporaceae. The coding region runs from base 203 to 586 and encodes 127 amino acids. The record is from RefSeq and is a predicted model, not a curated record.
AGUUAAUGCUACUUUUUACUUGCUCUAUACACUUAACACUUACUUUUCUGAUUCGAGGCGUCAGAGCCAGUGCUUUGGUCUCGAAGAGGCACGAGUAACGGUCAAGGACGAAGAGCUAAGAUAACAACUUGCCUCCUUCCAGCAGUAAGAGAGUGUCUCGCACCUCACUGCAGCAUCGUCCAGCAAGUCCACAGACCUCUCAAUGGCGCCUUCUCUCACUUCCGACGCAUUGAACGCCAUCGUUAGCAAUGAAGAAUCAAUGCAAUCGCGCUCUCCACCAAGUUCCUGUGGCAGUGACGACGAUCGCCAGGAAGAGACCGAGUACUUGGAAGUAGCGGAUACUGUGCUAAACGACGACAACUGGAUCUGGCUACGAGACCUGCUGGACGCUGUAUGUGAUGUAUCGGUGCGGAGUCAAGCUAAAGUCUUCUUUGCUCGGUUGUUCAAGGCUCAAGACGCUGCUAGAAUGGAAGCCACGCUGACUGAGAUGGAGAAUUGGCGGAGUGGUCUUAACGAGAGCGAGCAUGAACUGGCGCGUGCGUUGUUCCUGUUAGGAUACGACAAAAGCAUGUCGUUAGGUAAAUAGAGUUAGAAUAGGAACUUUUGACACGAUCAAAUAGACACGAUAUAGAUAAUGGGCAUCUUUUAUUCAAGAUUUUAUCUGGAUUUGAAUGACAAACACAUUGCUCG